Vitrella brassicaformis is the source of this 1163-nucleotide messenger RNA. NCBI's taxonomy places the organism in Eukaryota, Vitrellaceae. The record is from the annotation of a GenBank genome assembly.
GCACCGGUCUCAGUCGGUCGAAUAGAGGUCAAGGCACGUCAAUCCGAUGCACACACGCACUCACUGAGUACGAGACAAACAAAGCAGUCCGUCAAGUCAGAUCACAUCGCAUAGUGUCAGCCAGGCCAGCUUGUCGGUGCGUCAGUAUUCAGCAUCGUUUGCCCCCUCGUCUCGGUCCAUGUCAUCCUGAUCGUCUUGGCCAUCCUCCACGUCCCCAUGGAUGUCCCGCUGGUAGUCCUGGUCGCCGUACCCCGCCUCCUCCUCGGCUACAUACCGAGACGGUGACAUGUCCUCAUCUGAAGCAAUACACGCACACACACAUACACACACAUACACACACACACACACACACACACGUGUUCGAUGUCAACAUUUUCCCGUGCUGCCAUGUCGUGUCAGUGACUGACUGACUGACUGACCGUCUCUGAGUUCGCCCUCUGCCGGCUCUCCCUCCUUGGAAGCGCUGCCCCUCCUGCUGCCCGCCUGGUCGAGCUGUUCCUCCGCAAUCUUCCUCUGGAGAUCCAUCUGCCGCUUCCGCCGCAUCGCCUCUCGCCGCCUCGCCGGCGGCACAUAGUGCCGCGUCAGACACUCCUCUGGGAAAUACUCCCUGCCAACUGCACUCACGAGCUGCUCCAUGACGCUGUCUGCGCUGCUGGCCUGAGGGGCGAAUCGGUUUGAGUAGGUCUGGAUCUCUGGCUUGGGCUGCUUGUGCUUGAGGUGGUAGCACGGGGCGUUCAUGUAGAAGUUGACGAGUGAGCGGUUGAGCUCGAUGAGGCGCUUGUCCUCAUCGGUGAGGCUCGAGGCGGACAGAGGCGCGGGCAGACGGGGGUUGUCGGGAUACACAGCAGGCUCCUCGCAUAUCGGACCUGUGGCAGGCACCACACAGAAUGCAAGCGUCCACAUGAGCCACACAAGUGAAACAAUGAAUCAAUGCCGUGUUGCUAUGUGCACCUCUCUUUUCCUUGCCGAGUUCCCAUGCCAGCUGUUGCGCUGGUGUGAUGGGACCGCCUCUGCCUCGCCCUCUUCCUCGAGCACCGCCGCCGCCGCCGCCGCCACGCCCACCUCUAUUCAUGCCGGCGACAAGUGACACCACACCACUGAUUCACCUGCCGACUGCUUCACGCGUUCUGCCGAUUGAUCCGCAGGUGGGGGUGAGGUUGCUU